CCUUUGCCUGAAGCAACUGUCAUCCCAAAAGAUCCUGAUGACUGGGCCAGCUGAGAGCAGGGGCUGAAAGAAGAAUGUUAGCAUGUCUUUCCCCUGCUUGUACCUUAAAUAUCUUCCAUGCAGUACAUAGAGUUUAAUUUUAGACUCCACAUGAGGCAGGAGCAAGCGGUUUGCAGCUGAAGUCAAAGCCAGAGACAGUGUGCUCUGUCCUGGGUCACUGACUAGACAGAAAUUAUCUUUCCUUUUGAUACCAGCGGAAGGCAGAAGAUACACAGCACAAACAUGUCAAACAACAGAGAACUCGAUGAGCUUAACGAAGAUGAUAUUGACGAAGAUGAAAUCCUUGCUAUGCUUUCACCUGAGGAGCUUAAGGAACUCCAGAGUGAGAUGGAUGUUAUUAUCGCACCAGAUGAGACUGUACCGGUUGGACAAAGACAGAAGGACCAGACGGAGAAGCCUCCAACAGGGACAUUCGACCACAGAUCUUUGGUUGACUAUCUCUACUGGGAGAAAGAGUCCAAACGCAUGCUUGAGGAAGAAAGAGUGCCUGCUACGCUGCUGCCCAGUGAGAGAACUUUGAGGGAGGAAGCUGAAAAGAAAGAAAAAGAAGUAAAUGCAGAAGAUGAAAAGUACGAAGUGUAUGAAGUAAUAGAAGACAUUAUUGAGGAAGAAGCUGUAGAUGGCACAGAUGGAGAGGAAAUUAUAGAGGAAAUCAUUGAGGAAAUCAUUGAAGAGGUUGAUGAGGGGGCUGAAAUACACAACGAGGCAAAGUCACCUGUGAACACAGACAAGCAUGUAGAGGAUACAGACAACAACACAGAAAAACUACCAGAAAACAAUACCGAUGACAAUCAGUCUUUUUCAGAUACAAAGGAGAACAGUGAGAGCUUAGUCUCAGAGCACAGCACUGCACAUGUUCAAGAGAAAGAGGAAGUUAAAACUACAGAUUCUUUGCUUCCCAAAGAGGCUCCGGAAGAGUCAGAGAAAAAUGAAACCAAUGAUAAUCUCCCACAGAAAGAAGAGAGGAAAAUUAGUAAAUUAAAAAUUCCAAAGCUGGCACUCAACAAUAUAAAAAUGACAUCAAGACCCUCAGGAAAUGAAACAAAUUUGGAUUCAACACUUGACAAAAUCCUCAAAAACUCCUCCUCUGUCACUGAGGUAAACCUCAACAACAUAGAAAACAUUCCCAAAGAGAUGCUCUUAGACUACGUCAACGCACUGAAGAAGAACAAGUAUGUGAAAACAUUCAGCAUAGCCAACACCGGUGUUGAUGAAAACAUAGCUUUCAGUGUGGCCAACAUGUUACGAGAGAAUCGCAGCAUUAAGACGCUGAAUAUCGAGUCCAACUUCAUUACCGGAAAGGGCAUCGUCGCCAUCAUCCGCUGUCUCCAGUUCAAUGAGACUCUCACAGAGCUGCGUUUUCACAACCAGAGGCACAUGCUGGGUCACCACGCAGAGAUGGAGAUCUCACGCCUGCUCAAGGCCAACAACACCCUCCUGAAGAUGGGCUACCACUUUGAGCUGCCAGGGCCCAGGAUGGUGGUGACCAACAUUUUAACCAGGAAUCUUGACCGCCAAAGGCAGCUGAGGAAGGAGGAUCAGAGGCUGCAGCAACUGAAGGAGCAGAAGGAGGUGAUGCAGAUGUAUGAAAACAGUCUAAACCUGCCUCCUGGUUUACUUGAGAGACUAGGGUACAUACCAACUCUGGAACUCCUGCAGGAGCACGGGCUCAUCCCACCCUCGUCAAAUCUGGGCACCGUACCUCAAACACACCUCCAGGCAGAGCAGCCAGAGCCUCAGAAGCAACUCAAGCACAACAACACUCUCAAACAACCCAGUGCCGAGCCAGCAAACCCAUUAAAGGACGUCCAGCUGAAGAGGACUCCCAAGAAGCGUGACCCUUUUCUGGAGCUGGACGCGAAGGAUGACAGGAAACCAGAGAGGGCAAGUUUUCAACUGAAGAAGACUCCCAAAGUGAAGGGUGCGGGCAGCGGAGAGAUGACAGACGAGAAAGCAAAUCUGGCUGAUGUGAUUAAGACUUUGAAGCCCGUCCCUCGUAGACGAGUGCCACCAAAGGUUGAGCUCACACCCCGUGAUCAGCUGCUGAGUGAGAUCAAACACAGCAAUGUGGCCUAUCUCAAAUCUGUUCCACUCCCUAAAAUCCUGGAAUCAAGGGAAACGAGUCUCCUCUAAGGAUGUAUGUGCUCACAAUGUUGUAUAUUUAUUUUACACAUUUUGUAUUAAUCACUCUAAACUGUGUUCACUGUGAUGAACUGUGCAAAGUAAGAGUGAUCUACAUUGACAUUGCACCUGAAAACAUUGGCUGGUUGUUGUUCCACUCUUGUGUUGUUAUCUCACUAAACUGCUGCUGUAGGAAGUCAUAAAAUGUAUGAAACUGAAAAGAGUUAACCCCCCAAAACACCCUAUAUUCAAUUUACAUUAAAAUUUGCUACAUCUAAAGCACAAAACACGGA
This is a messenger RNA of Scatophagus argus, 2474 nucleotides long. RefSeq names its product leiomodin 3 (fetal) (gene lmod3). Gene Ontology annotation, cellular component: striated muscle thin filament; myofibril. The record is from RefSeq and is a predicted model, not a curated record. Gene Ontology annotation, biological process: muscle contraction; myofibril assembly; pointed-end actin filament capping. Lineage: Eukaryota; Metazoa; Chordata; Actinopteri; Scatophagidae. Gene Ontology annotation, molecular function: tropomyosin binding. The transcript is spliced from 3 exons. The coding region runs from base 283 to 2193 and encodes 636 amino acids.